GAAUCUUUUACCUGAACGGAGCCAAAUGAGCCGACUCUUUUACCUGAACGGAGCCAAAUGAGCCGACUCUUUUACCUGAACGGAGCCAAAUGAGCCGAAUCUGCUCACCGAAAAGACUCGGAAUGCCCAUCACUAGUGGCAAGUGCACUAAACUCAUCUCAAAACAAACCUCCGAGGAAUUAAAAAUGACUCAAUUCAUAGACACAAAGAUGUGGGCUUUGUGCAAGAAAGGAAAGGUUGACAGCCGAGAUGGCCUGGUCCAAAUCAGAAAAAGAGACUUGGAGAGAUUGACUACAGAGGUCAUGCAGCUCCGAGAGUUCUUACCCAAAGUAGUGAAUGGAGACCUGAUUGAGAUGCUGCAGAAAGCCCGUGCUGCAGAGACAAUGAAGGAGCGCCUUGGUCAGGAGCAGGAGCAACUGAGACAGGAGUGUCUGCACCUCCGCUCUCGCCUGGACGCAGCACAGAGCGAUGAUAUUAAAGAGAGAGUGGAGAAGCUGGUUCUGAGGGAGCAGCUAUGGGAGAGUCGGGAGCAGCUGCAGCAGCAGGCUGAGUUCUGUAGGGCUGGGGCUGCCUCCUGCACCCUGCUGUGGAGCACCUCCAGCAAGGAGGAGGCAGUCAAAGACAUCCUGGCCGAUGGUAAGCUGCAGUCCUUCCUGAGCGUGGCGGGCCAGACCCUGGAGAGCUUUGUCAAGUCUCUGGAUGGGGAGGCCAAGGCCGAGCAGCAAGACUCCAACUCCCAUGAGCAGCAGUUUGUUCUGGCGCUGGCCGGAGUCGUCACCAACGUGGCGGCGGUGACGUGUGGGCGGGACUACCUGUCCAGCUCCGCCCACGUCCUCCUGGAGACUCUGAUGCAGCUGCUGGAGCUCCUGAAGCCUGGGGUCUUCCCCAAACUCAAAGUGUUGAUGCUGAUGGCUCUGUAUAAUGUCAGUAUCAGUGUAAAGGGACUGAAGUAUAUCAGGGAGUUUCCAGGACUUCUUCUCAUCUGGACCCUUUUGGAAGACGGGGACUCUGAGGUUUGCCUCCACGCCCUGCGGCUGCUCCAGUCAGUGCUGCUGGAGGAGGCCCUGGUGGGGCCCGGGCUGCUGCUGGACGACCCCCUUCUUCCACUGGAGCGCAUACGCACGCUGGCCACCUCCAGCCGCCACCCGGCCCUGAGGCAGACGGCCCAGGAGACACUGGAUGACCUGGGCUCCCUCCGCACCUCCUUCCUGGACCCCACGGCACCUCCUCCUCUGACCAAGGUCCAGGGACUUAGUCAGGUUGGUUCCUAUCCCACCACAGCAGAUGUUCCGGACCAGUAG
This is a messenger RNA of Oncorhynchus tshawytscha (Chinook salmon), 1301 nucleotides long. Its product is annotated as heat shock factor 2-binding protein. Lineage: Eukaryota; Metazoa; Chordata; Actinopteri; Salmoniformes; Salmonidae. Gene Ontology annotation, cellular component: cytosol. The record is from RefSeq and is a predicted model, not a curated record.